Messenger RNA from Opisthocomus hoazin, 2061 nucleotides. The record is from RefSeq and is a predicted model, not a curated record. Lineage: Eukaryota; Metazoa; Chordata; Aves; Opisthocomiformes; Opisthocomidae.
UAUUUUUUUUUUUUCCUGGUGUUUUGGCAUAAUUUACUUUUUAAAUGCAUUUGUAUGAAAAAAGAACAUGGAAGACGCUCCUCUGCCUCUGUUGACCAUGCCAACAGCUCCUUACAACGAUCAGAAGCCAGGAACCAGUGGAUUACGGAAGAAGACCUUUUAUUUUGAAUCCAAGAUGAACUAUUUGCAGAAUUUUAUCCAGAGUAUAUUUUAUUCCAUAGACCUAAGAGAUCGACAAGGAUCUUCGAUGGUGGUUGGAGGUGAUGGGAGAUACCUUAACAAGUCUGCAGUGGAACUGAUAGUGCAAAUGGCUGCUGCCAAUGGGAUCGGCCGCUUGGUCAUCGGGCAGAACGGCAUUCUCUCCACCCCAGCCGUGUCCUGCAUCAUCAGGAAAAUCAAAGCCAUUGGUGGCAUCAUUCUGACAGCCAGCCACAACCCUGGCGGGCCCAACGGAGAUUUUGGCAUUAAAUUCAAUAUUGCCAAUGGAGGUCCUGCUCCUGAAGGUAUCACGGAUAAAAUUUUCCAAAUCAGCAAGAAAAUUGAAGAGUAUGCAAUCUGCCCAGAUCUCCAGGUGGACCUGGGCACCAUUGGGAAACAGCAGUUUGACUUGGAGAACAAAUUUAAACCAUUUACAGUGGAAAUUGUGGACUCGGUAGAAGCUUACGCGAAUAUGCUGAGGAACAUCUUUGACUUCAGUGCAUUAAAGGAACUGCUUUCGGGGAAAAACCACCUCAAGAUUCGCAUAGAUGCUAUGCACGGAGUUGUGGGCCCUUACGUAAAAAAGAUCCUGUGUGAGGAGCUCGGAGCCCCAGCGAAUUCAGCCGUGAACUGCACCCCACUGGAGGACUUCGGUGGCCACCAUCCCGACCCCAACCUAACCUACGCUGCCGACCUGGUCCAGACCAUGAAGACGGGAGAGUACGACUUUGGAGCUGCCUUUGAUGGAGACGGGCCCAAACAACUGAUCCUCACCACCUUUUUUUUUUUUUUAAGUGCUUGGCAGCAGCUGAAGCUCCUGCCGCCGUAUUUCACCGGGGAGCGCGCAGAGCCCAGCUGUGGUGUGACAUAGCCAUCUUGCCUUUGAAGGGUGGCCCACGCUACAAAGAUUGCUUUGUAUGAAACUCCAACUGGCUGGAAGUUCUUUGGAAACUUGAUGGAUGCAAACAAGCUGUCUCUGUGUGGAGAGGAAAGUUUUGGUACGGGCUCCGACCACAUCCGUGAGAAGGACGGGCUGUGGGCUGUCCUGGCGUGGCUCUCCAUACUGGCCGCCCGCAAGCAGAGCGUGGAGGACAUCAUGAAGGAUCACUGGCAGAAAUACGGCAGGAACUUCUUCACCAGAUACGACUACGAAGAGGUGGAUGCAGAUGCAGCUAACAAAAUGAUGAAGGAUUUGGAGACAGUGAUGUUUGACCGCUCCUUUGCGGGGAAGCAGUUAUCAGCUGGUGACAAAGUCUACACGGUUGAGAAAGCUGAUAAUUUUGAGUACAACGAUCCCGUGGAUGGAAGUGUCUCCAAAAACCAGGGCUUGCGGCUCAUCUUCUCUGACGGCUCCCGCAUUAUCUUCCGGCUAAGCGGUACCGGCAGCGCUGGAGCAACGGUGCGGCUGUACAUCGACAGCUACGAGAAGGAUGCUCAGAAGAUACACCAAGACCCACAGGUCAUGUUGGCACCUCUCAUUUCUAUUGCACUGAAACUUUCACAGCUUCAUGAAAGAACCGGCCGCACCGGUCCGACCGUCAUAACUUAAAGGCUUGGUCAGACACCGUGCUGGAGUGCACACCGAGUGAGGGACAUCAGCCUGUCUCCCCUUUUCAUUGUCCAAUCUGUCACUAAAAGAGGAAUAUUAAUUUUAUCUCUGUAUUUAAGAACACUAUUGAACGGCUAAGGAUAGACAAUAAAACCCAGCCCCUGUCGGCACUUUGUGUGCACAUUGCUGCGCUGCUUUUCUGCGUCACACAGCACUGCUGGCGAUUUGUGUAUGGUGCUCAUUAGCACAGCCUUUUGGUUUAGCAUAUGUACUUUUAUUUUUGCUUAAAGAAAAGGCUCCAGAAAUAACAGAGA